Nematostella vectensis (starlet sea anemone) is the source of this 3155-nucleotide messenger RNA. Its product is annotated as conserved oligomeric Golgi complex subunit 5. The transcript has 25 exons. The record is from RefSeq and is a predicted model, not a curated record. NCBI's taxonomy places the organism in Eukaryota, Metazoa, Cnidaria, Anthozoa, Actiniaria, Edwardsiidae. Gene Ontology annotation, biological process: intra-Golgi vesicle-mediated transport. Gene Ontology annotation, cellular component: COG complex. Bases 77 to 2470 code for a protein of 797 amino acids.
UUUAGCACGAGCUUUGCUGUCGUGCUGUGUUCAAUUUGCUGGUCAGCGGUAUCAUUCAUUAAUAGUCUCCCCCAAGAUGGAUUCCGACUUGCUUAGUCUCCUUCAAAAUGACGAGACCUAUAAACAAUUUAUUGAGAAGGAUUUUGAUGCAAAAGCGUACGCGAACUCCGUCAUCCAAAGUAGAGCCAUCAGCGACUCUCUUUCCAAACUGGCUGAUGGGAUAACACUUCUAGAUAAAGAACUGCAUUCACAGGUGGUUUGUCACCAUGAGGACCUUCUACAGCAAGCUACUGGGAUAGAGACAUUAGAAGGUGUAUUACAGAUGAUGCAGAGCAGGAUUAACUCUCUGAUGGCAUCAGUACAAAGAAUUCAACAGCAAAUAGUUGAACCAUACAACAAAAUUGAAAGCAGAACAGCUCAACUUAGAAGACUACAGGCUGCCUGUGAUGUUUUGCGACGAGUCAUCAGAAUCAUGUACUUGACCAAACGACUACAAGAACAACUAAAGGGUGGGGCUAGGGAGGUCACCAAGGCUGCUCAGAGUCUGAGUGAACUAGAUUAUCUUGUGCAAGGAGCAGAUCUUUCAGAAAUUCAGGUUAUUUCACAAGACAUAAAGAUGAUUGCUGAAGCCAGGAAGGACGUGGAAAACCAGGCCAAACAAAUGCUGUCACAAGGCAUGGAGGGCCAGAACCAAACGCAAGUAGCAACUGCUCUACAAGUGUUCUACAACCUUGGCUGCCUGUCUACCACAGUAGAUGGACUGGUGGAAAGGCUGAGAGAUGGGCUCAAGACAAGCUUAAACGAAGCACUAGAUGCUUCAACUCUCUCACAUUCACAGAAUAGUGGUGGCGGGCCAGGUAGAGCUAGCAUGCCGAUGCCUGGUAAUUCUGCCCUGUGGCGAGCAGCCCUGUGGACAAGGAUGGAGAAACUGAUGGAUGUGAUCUUCAGUGCUUGUGCACAGGUUUACCAUUUGUUGAAGGUCUUGGCAAAGAAAAGAGAUCCUGUCACUCAUGUAUGCUUCAUGGAAGAGCUUAUCAAGGAGGGAAACACUUCUGUCAUCACAUUUUGGGACUCUGCAACAAGCAUUUUGUCAGAGGAGUUUGCAGAUGCUGCGCAAACGUCCACUUUUCUCAAACAAGCAUUUGAGGGCGAAUACCCCAAACUACUGCGACUAUACAACGACCUGUGGGUCAGGCUUCAGCAGUUUCACACCAACACAGCAGUCAACCAACAGGAGCCAGCGUAUGGUCUGUUCCGCAAAACAGAGGAUUCAGAAACAAGUGCGGAGGAUAUGUUGAAGCAAAGUUUAUCGCCAUUCCAGACCGCCUAUAUCUCCCGUUCACUCUCUCGUCUCUUCGACUCCAUCAAUCUGGUCUUCCCAUCUGGUGCUCGCAACCCUCCUCAAAGGGAGGAGCUUACUAGUAUUGCUAAAACGAUUGGAAGUGAGCUGAGCGUUGCAAGUGUUGAUGUAGGUCUCACCAUCACUGUAGCGAAGAACGUGUCGAAGACAUUGCAGAUGUAUACCGCCAAGUGCGAGACCCUGUUACCAAGCGGCAAAGAGGCGGGUCAAGUUCAAGAUCACGUGACAUCGGGACAGCUUCGAGGCAUUGCUACCGUGAAUAGUCUUUAUCAAUUGCAUCUCGCCGUCACCAAGAUUUUGUCCGGCAUAAAGUCACUACCCGAUGUUGCUGUUGUGUCAAUUCGAUCAGGCCUUCAGGGCAUGGUGGCUCUGAUGAACGCUGCUUUGGACCCGCUGAUAGACGCCUUCGUGGGUGAGCUGGAUCAGCUAUUGUACCGCAUGCACAGCGAGGACUUUAGCAGCACGUCUUUGGCCAAACACACUAGUUCAUCAGACACACCGUGCUCAGGAUAUAUCAAGCAAGUGGAGGAUUUUAUUCAAGGCAUCCAGAGAAGGCACCUCUCGAUGUUUGAAUGCACAGAUCUCGUGCUUGAACGCCUUGAGCCUGUUGCCUGCCGUGUUCUGGAGAUAUUCGUGUGUCACGCAAGCCUGCUCAGACCCAUUGGCGAGGGUGGCAAGCUUAAGUUAGCUGCUGACAUGGCCCAGAUCGAGUUUGCUGUGGGCCCAUUGUGCCGGAAGGUGUCUGAUCUCGGCAAACCCUACAAGUUGCUCAGAUCCUUCAGGCCCCUGCUAUUCCAGACUUCCCCUAAAAUUGUGGAUAACCCCGCCCUCGGUGAGAGCCUCCCAUACAGUGUAGUAUUACACUAUCUAUUCUCGCGUGCACCUAGCGAACUCAAGUCUCCUCAUGAGGUUGCCGGAUGGACGCUAAGCUUCUACUCCAAUUGGUUGGAUGAUCACAAGUCGGAGGGCGAGCGACUUGCUCUGAUCCGGGGUACCCUUGAGGCUUAUGCCCAGUCCAUCAGGUCACGUGGCGAAAAGGAAUAUGCGGAGGUCUAUCCCAUCAUGCUGUGCAUACUUCAAGAAGGAAGCAAGUCACUGGAGGGUGUGUGAAUCGAGUCCAUAGUUUUGUUCAUUGAAGUCUGUAAAAGCAAUUCGAAGGCCCUUUUACUGAAGAACUUCGCUGCACACGAGUAACCGGAGGGUGUAUAGAAGCAGCUCAGGGUUUACUGGUGAAGAUGGUAAAAGGAGGUCGACUGCUGUUGAACUAAAGGUGAUGGCGCUGAUGCCUCAAGCGGGAAGCAAGUGGAAGGAGAUCGAAAGGAGGAGCAUGAAUUCAAAAGGUAGACAUUCGUAGUAGCCUUCUUUAAAUUAGAUCUACAGUCUUAAACGAUUAAAUGUAUUUAGUACCAGAGUUGUUAGGGAGAGGCAAUGUAACAUUUUAUCGAGAACAGGGGGAAGUGGAAGGCUGGAGGGAUUACAAGAAUUUGUAGCCAUCACAAACAAGAUACAAAAAAUUGUGAGGUUUUAUUUGUUUCAUAUCAUCGAUAAAUCGGCUAAGAUUAUCAUCGCCCAUCAAAUUACUGAUCUCAUAAAUCAGUCCAUGGCAAUGGACUGAUUUGUGAGGUUUUAUUUGUUUCAUAUCAUCGAUAAAUCGGCUAAGAUUAUCAUCGCCCAUCAAAUCACUGAUCUCAUAAAUCAGGUCAUGGCAAUGCUCUAAAAAUGUAUAAAAAUUAAAUUAUUUGUAUGUUAGACCAGGGAAAUGAAUUGAAUAUAAAUAAACUAUAGAUAUAUAGAA